CCCCGGGCCCGAUGGACGCCUCUGCCCCGCAGCCCCCCGCGGAACCCCGCAAAGACAGGUGGUGUCCAGGAGAAAGAUGUCUUGCUCCUUCUUUGGAUAAUAAAAACCUUUGUGAAGCAAGCAUAAAGUCUAUUACUGUGGAUGAAAAUGGAAAGCCAUUUGCAGUUGUCCUCUAUUCAGAUUUUCAAGAAAAGAAGAUACCUCUUCAAAGACUUCAAGAAGUAAAAUCAACUAAAGAUUGCUCCAGAAGUUUUAUAUUUGAUGAUGAAGAUUUAGAAAAACCUUAUUUCCCAGAUCAAAAAAUUCCAUCAUUGGCUAAUGCUUUUAAAUUAUCUGAAGAUGGAGACUCCAUUCCGUACACUAUUAAUAGGUACCUGCGAGAUUACCAAAGGGAGGGAGCUCAGUUCCUCUACAGACACUACAUCCAGGGAAGAGGGUGUAUUCUUGGUGAUGACAUGGGGCUUGGAAAAACAAUACAGAUUAUUUCGUUUCUGGCUGCAGUUUUGCAUAAAAAGGGAACUCGUGAGGAUAUUGAAAAUAACAUGCCAGCAUUUUUAUUAAAAAGUAUGAGAAAGGAACCCUCUUCUGCAGCCAAAAAGAUGUUCUUAAUAGUUGCUCCUCUUUCUGUCCUCUACAACUGGAAGGAUGAACUGGAUACCUGGGGAUAUUUCAGAGUCACUGUUUUGCAUGGUAGCAAAAAAGACAACGAACUGAUUCGUUUAAAGCAGGGGAAAUGUGAAAUUGCUCUAACAACCUAUGAAACACUGCGCUUGUGUCUGGAGGAGCUUAACAGUUUGGAGUGGUCAGCUGUUAUUGUCGAUGAAGCACAUAGGAUCAAGAAUCCAAAAGCACGAGUUACCGAAGUCAUGAAGGCUAUAAGGUGUAAGGUCCGCAUUGGCCUCACUGGUACCAUCCUUCAGAACAACAUGAAGGAGCUGUGGUGCGUUAUGGACUGGGCUGUGCCAGGACUUUUAGGUAGCAGGAUCUACUUCAAGAAACAGUUUUCUGACCCAGUGGAACAUGGCCAGAGACACACAGCAACAAAAAGAGAGCUUGCUACUGGACGUAAAGCCAUGCACAGGCUUGCAAAAAAGAUGUCUGGCUGGUUUCUCAGGCGUACCAAGACUCUUAUCAAGGGCCAGCUGCCUAAGAAAGAAGACCGGAUGGUGUAUUGCUCUUUGACUGACUUCCAGAAAGCUGUUUAUCAAACAGUGUUAGAAGCAGAAGAUGUGGCUUUGAUCCUUACAUCCUCUCAGCCUUGUACCUGUGGCAGUGGCCGCAAAAGGAGAAACUGCUGUUACAAGACCAAUCUGCAGGGUGACACAGUGAGAACCUUGUGUUUUAGUUACUUGACUGUGCUUCAGAAAGUAGCUAACCAUGUUGCACUGCUGCAGGCUGCUAGUACCUCCAAACAGGAAACACUUAUUAAGAGGAUAUGUGAUCAGGUAUUUUCCAGAUUCCCAGAUUUUGUGAAGAAAAGCAAAGAUGCAGCCUUUGAAACACUUUCUGACCCUAAAUAUAGUGGAAAAAUGAAGGUCCUCCAGCAGCUUUUGAAUCAUUUUAGGAAACACAGAGAUAAGGUUCUUCUCUUCUCCUUUUCCACCAAGCUACUGGAUGUGCUGCAGCAGUACUGUAUGGCUUCUGGCCUUGACUACCGGAGACUUGAUGGAAGCACAAAAUCAGAGGAAAGACUCAAGAUUGUGAAAGAGUUCAACACUACACAAGAUGUGAACAUUUGUCUUGUCUCCACAAUGGCUGGUGGACUAGGCCUCAAUUUUGUUGGUGCCAAUGUUGUUAUAUUAUUUGAUCCAACUUGGAAUCCAGCCAAUGACCUUCAAGCCAUUGACAGAGCAUAUAGGAUUGGGCAAUGCAGAGAUGUGAAAGUACUUAGGCUGAUAUCCUUGGGGACUGUGGAGGAGAUCAUGUACUUACGACAGGUCUACAAGCAGCAACUUCACUGUGUGGUGGUUGGAAGUGAAAAUGCCAAGCGCUACUUUGAAGCAGUACAAGGAUCGAAGGGACACCGAGGAGAGCUCUUUGGGGUCCACAACCUCUUCAAACUAAGGUCCCAAGGGUCAUGUCUUACGAGAGACAUCCUGGAGAGAGAAGGUCAAGUGGAAGCUGGCAUCAUGACAGCCACAACAUGGUUGAAAAGGGAACCUUCAGCGCAGGAGGUAGAAACAGCCAGAGACCCUGAGUAUCAAGAACCCACAGACGUUUGUGAGCCCUACAGUGACUUCAGUGAUGAUGAGUCAGUGGGCCGUUCCAUGGGGAAGACUGCCAAAAUCAAAGCCUUGGACUCCAAUAAAACUCCAGGCUCCUCAGCACAGCUCACUUUGCUACAGUGUGGGUUCUCUAAAUUGUUUGAGGCAAAUUGUAAGUCAGUCCAGGAUGGCGAUGGAAGCACUACCUCCAGUGAUGAAAGUUCUGAUGAGCAGCCCACAUGCCUUUCAGCAGAAGUCAGACAGCCUGCUUGUCAGAAGACUCGGGACUCCAUUUGUACUUCAGAACACCAGAAAUCAGAUAACAUCCAAAACCCAAUUGAAAAAUGUGUUUUUGAUAAAAGCAAGAAGACUUUAAAACAGAACGCUUCUUCUCAGUCUGAUGAUGAGAGAAAGUGUCACAGUACAGCUGGACACCAUUGCACAGGACAGGGUGACACAGAGUCAGAAGACAGUGAUGUCAUCUUCCCCACACAGUAUCCAGCUCAGAGAGUCCCUAAUAACCGUUUACGCUUUAAGCUGCUAUUAGGUGGAUCUGAAGAUUCUGAAACAGAUAACCCUGUGAAAAUAAGUUGUAGUGAUGGACCAAGUUCAAAACCCUUGAGUCUUGAGAAUAUGACUUUGAAAUCUGUUAGGAAAAGAAAAGAUACGGAUGAUAUUAGUGAUGAAUCUGAUGACAUUGAUAUGUUCCCCAAGUCAAGAAUAAAAGAGCAAAGAGCUACUACUUCCUUGAAAUUUAAGAGAAAAAAGAAAAACAAAAGGGAACGUUAUAAUUCUGUAACAGCAAAGGAAGCAAAACGAGUGUGUGCUACAGAUGGAGAAUGUUGCUCUCAGGUUAUUGAUGAAUUCUCAUCCUCAGAUGACAAUUUAUCUGUCAGCCACUUGAGUUUCUCUAAACUAAGUCACAGAGAAGAAACUGUGAAAGAUAAAACCAGUCUGUUCCCUGAGCUGCCCUGCCAGGAUAAGAAAAAUAGCACUUUUACACCAAGAAAACCAGCAAGCUUUUUAAAUGAAAGAGUUGUCAGUCAAGAACAGAUGAGCAACUCAGUGGACAAAAUAUUAGAUGGUGUUCAGGAAGUGGCGUAUAUCCAUUCAAAUCAGAAUGUGAUUGGAUCAAGCAGAGCCGAAAACCACAUGAGCCGAUGGGCAACACGUGAUGUAUUUGAGUUGAAGCAGUUUUCCCAGCUCCCUGCUAAUUUAGCUGUUUGCAGUUCUAAGACAUACAAAAGUAAGGUGAAUGGAGACACAGUGACACCUAUAGAGAAAGAUGAGCCACCAAGUGAUGGAUGCAUUUCCUCUCCUCUGUAUGUAUCUCACCCUGUAAGCCAGAAAAAGAAAGGUGUCUUCCGUAUUAAUCAUACUACCUUCAUCAUUGGAGAAACACCAAAAGAAAUCCGCAGAAAGCAGUUUGAAGAAAUGGCCUCUUACUACAAGCUGUCUGUAAAGAAGUUUGCUAAACAAGUAGCUGGUACCACGUCUGAAGAGCGACAGAGAAUGCUCAGGAAUUUCUACUGUCUUCAACACCCAGAGGUAAAGGACUUCUUUAUGGAUUCUGCUUCAGAGUUGAUCAGAUCUGUCCGUAAGGAAGAAGAGAGGGUCAGGAACAAGCCUAAACAAAAAGAAUCUCUUUUAAAAGAAUGUCCCUCAAAUGAUAAAACUUUAUCCUGUGACAAUGAUCCCACCAACAAAAUUUCUCAAGUUUACAACCCAAAAAUAUGUGAAGGAAAAUCAAGCAGAUUUCACAAUCAUGGUUCCCUUAAAGAAGAGACAUUUUCCAGUGAUGUAAAAAUUAAGAAGUCCUCUGUCAGUUUUACUCAGGAGGUUGACACUCCCAAGAACACUGUGACACUCUUCUGUGCAAACAGCAUGUCUAAAGCCCUGGAGGCAGAGCUAGGAAACUCCCCAGAACACAGGCAGGACCGCACAGGGGCAUGCAGUUCAAGAAGCAGGGUGGAAAACCCAGUGUCAGGAGACACUGCUGUGGAAGGCUUACUUGGUGACACGUCUAUUCUUAAUGACCUCUUUAAAAGCCACGGGGAAGGUCCCACACAGCUGCCAAAGAAUGUUCUUUCAGGACCUGUGGCAAAAGCAAAGCAGAGACCAAAAGAUUUCUGGGACAUCUUGAAUGAGCAGAAUGAUGACAGUCUCAGUAAACUUACCGACUUGGCAGUGAUUGAGACGCUGUGUACAAAAGCACCCCGCACCGCAGCCUCCAGGAGCAAAGAUGAGCUGCAAGCUUCCCUUUGGAAAGCAAACGAGAAAUUUCUAUGGAAGACAUUUAGCUCAAAUGUUGGUGAUGAAAGCAUAACCAAUACAGAAACAGAGUAGUACAUGGGCGUGUGGUUGCAUUAGUGUGUUGGUGAGCUGCUGGCCCUGGUUAUGGUGCUAUAUGGUGCUAUACAUAAGCAUGGCAAGCUGCUGUUGGCCGACACUUCAGUGUUAUAUUUACAGCCUAAAGUGUUAGUGUGGGUUGUCUCCCUUACUCUCUGUGUUAAUCACUGACACCCAGUCUACAAAGUGCUGGAGUCAGACCCAGGGCUCCAUGUGACCAGCAGUCACUCUGGCCUACUGAUUUGAUCCUCCUGCCCCUGAUUUGAUCUUUGGAACAAAUAGAACUGUAUCAUGAACCCUAUUGUUAAAUGAAGCCCUGACCAUCAUCCCUCCUGUGUGAUUCUGUGGCCUGUGUGUGUCCAUAUGAGAGAUCACAGAAGUGAGCCAGAUCAGCCCAUAGCCUUCUACUUUCUCCAGAACACCCCAAAUCAAGUGGCAGCCACUGCACUGGCUCACUGG
Molecule: messenger RNA, 5012 nt
Organism: Acomys russatus (golden spiny mouse)
Lineage: Eukaryota; Metazoa; Chordata; Mammalia; Rodentia; Muridae
Gene: Ercc6l2
Product: ERCC excision repair 6 like 2
Exons: 19
Coding region: 12-4550 (1512 amino acids)
Molecular function (GO): ATP-dependent chromatin remodeler activity; ATP binding
Source: RefSeq, a predicted model, not a curated record